Molecule: messenger RNA, 2746 nt
Organism: Parus major (Great Tit)
Lineage: Eukaryota; Metazoa; Chordata; Aves; Passeriformes; Paridae
Gene: SLC13A5
Product: solute carrier family 13 member 5
Exons: 16
Coding region: 640-2403 (587 amino acids)
Biological process (GO): monoatomic anion transmembrane transport; citrate transport
Cellular component (GO): membrane
Molecular function (GO): citrate transmembrane transporter activity; succinate transmembrane transporter activity; sodium:dicarboxylate symporter activity
Source: RefSeq, a predicted model, not a curated record
UGUAGUCGUUAGCCUGCACAGCAUUUGAAUGGGUUUUAGGGCACAAACUAUAUAGGAAACACCAAUUCUAGGUCAAGAAAGACUGAUCACCUACAUACACUGACUGAGAAAACCCCACUGACUCAAAAUUCAUAAUGAGGGCUUUUGUGCAGGAAGUUGUUGGGCACAGGGAUUGUGCCGAAAGGACUGUUCAUUCAGAGUCUUGAGAGCUUUUCUUGGAAAAAUAUCAGAUGCUCCACUGGGAACUUAGUUGAAAGCUACUCCUGAAGCAGGACAGUGGACUGGCAGUAACUGGGAAGGACCGAUUGGAGGGAAAAUGGAGAGCAAUGAAGGAGUGGUUUUCUCUGAAUGCUGGUAAUAACUCUUUCUAUUUAAAUUCUGUAUAAACCUUCCAGAGCAUAACAUUACUAUACAAGACCUCUUCUAGGCAUCUUUUGAAGGCAAGAAUCACAUAGAGUUUUUCUACCUGGACUGACCCUGGAAUUCCUUCUUUCUGGGAUUGAUUUUCAGUCCCUUUCUCUCCCAAGUAAUACAGGAACCAUUUAUUCAUUGGAGACAGGCCACAGGAAUGCAAGUUUUGGCCAAUUCCCCAUUUUCUGCUAGACUUUGCACUGGUGUGAAGUUUCCUCUGUGUUGAACAUGGCCCCGACGUGCCUGCGGCCCCUGCUGAGGUACCGCUCCUUCGCCAUCCUCUUCCUCACGCCGCUGCUGCUGCUGCCGCUGCCGCUCGCUGUGUCCACGCGGGAGGCCAGAUGUGCAUAUAUCGUCAUCAUCAUGGCUGUGUACUGGUGCACUGAAGUGAUCCCCCUGGCUGUCACCUCCCUCAUUCCAGUGGUAUUUUUCCCUCUGCUUGGAGUUCAGACUGCUAAAAAAGUGUGCUUUCAGUACCUAAAUAACACAAACAUGCUCUUCCUUGGAGGGCUGAUUGUCGCAAUUUCUGUUGAGCAGUGGAAUCUUCACAGAAGGAUUGCACUGAGAGUCCUUCUGAUUCUUGGGGUGAAACCUGCACUCCUCAUGCUGGGAUUUAUGGCAGUCACUGCCUUCCUGUCCAUGUGGAUAAGCAACACAGCCACCACUGCCAUGAUGGUUCCCAUUGUCCAGGCUGUUCUGGAUCAAAUUGACAGCACAGAGUAUGAUGUGAACAUGAUGGAACAAGCAACUGGGCAAACAAAUGCAGUGAUUGAGCUGGAGGAAAAGAGCACAUCAGAGUCCACUGCAGUGCACGUUGUAAGCAAUGAACAAGCCCCUGAUGACGCCAGAUCUUCUGAGGAACAGAAAAUGAAGAAGCGUAUAUGCAAGGGAAUGACACUUUGUGUAUGCUAUGCUGCCAGCAUUGGAGGAACUGCAACACUUACCGGAACAGGACCAAAUGUGGUACUGAAAGGCCAGAUGAAUCAGUUAUACCCCAACAAUAAUGAUAUUGUGAAUUUUGCUUCCUGGUUUGGAUUUGCAUUCCCAAACAUGAUUGUGAUGUUGGUGCUAGCUUGGCUUUGGUUACAGUGCUCCUUCAUGGGACUCAACUUUAAAAAAAACUGGGGCUAUGGGACAGAGAGAACUGCAAAAGAAAAAGCUGCAUACAAUGUGCUGAAGGAAGAAAUGAGAAAGUUAGGCCCUGUCUCUUAUGCUGAAUUAAAUGUCUUCCUGUUGUUUUUAUUGCUGGUGCUCUUGUGGUUUACCAGAAACCCAGGCUUUGUAAAAGGCUGGGCUGCCAGGCUCUUCUCAGGAGGAGACAAGUAUAUCACUGAUUCUGUUCCUGCUAUGUUUGUUGCCCUGUUACUGUUUGUGCUUCCUGCUCAUAAGCCCAAAUUCAUAGCCUGGAAUCAAAGCGUGUCUGACCCUAAACAGACUGAAGAAGAUAUAAAAAAGCCAUUUUUAUCAACCUCGCUGCUAGACUGGGAUGUGGUUCAAAGGAAGAUGCCCUGGAGCAUUGUGCUGCUGCUGGGAGGAGGUUUUGCUUUAGCUGAUGCAAGCGCAAACUCUGGGCUCUCAGCUUGGCUGGGUCAUCAGAUGACUCCCCUGGGAUCUAUCCCACCAUGGGCCAUUGCAACAGUGGUCUCCCUUAUUAUAGCUGUCUUCACUGAAUGCACCAGUAACGUGGCCACAGCUACCCUCUUCCUGCCCGUCUUUUCAUCCUUGGCUACAUCUAUCAAGAUCCACCCUUUGUAUGUUAUGGUGCCUGCUACUCUCAGUGCUUCAUUUGCCUUCAUGCUACCUGUUGCAACACCACCAAAUGCAAUAGUGUUUUCUUAUGGCCACCUCCGUGUAUUGGAUAUGGUUAGAACUGGAAUAGUGAUGAACCUCAUUGGAGUCUGCUGUAUCACUCUGGCCAUCAACACAUGGGGAAGACCUGUAUUUGGGCUGGACACAUUCCCAGCCUGGGCAAACAGCACAGCAAACCAGUGAGCUGUGAAGAACUCUUGUGUUAAAUGAGUGUUCGUCUGAAGCUGGAGGAGUACCAGAGUCACAGAAGUACAUGUGCCAGUGCCUUCAAUAAACCAGUCUUUUUACACUUUAUCAUCCAAUUCGCAGCUCGCUUGAAUGGUAUUUGGCAUCUGCAGAUGAAGUGGUUCCACCAUGAUUGUCAUUGGCUGCCCUCUGCAAUGCACAUUACCUGCCAGUUUCUUGACCUCAAAAAAGAGAACUUAUGGAAGAGUUAAGCCUUUAAUUAAAUAUAUUCUGACAAUUGUUUUAGUCACUGAAAACUAUGAUCUUGUUUCUAUUGAAUUAAAAUUAUAGCAUUGGAGUA